ACGCGUUAUCCCCCAUUCCCCCCUUCUCAAACUCCUUCCUUCAGCAAACCCUAGCCUCCACCAAUAGCUGUCGCCGUCUGUUGGAUGAGAGACUGCUGCCGCCGUCCAUCGCACUCAAGAACUUCCGUCUUCGUGCUCUCGGGCCUCUCGCCGGAUCCUCCACGUCGGGUGCUCGCAUCUCGCCGUUCUCCUCUGUGAUCGGCUGCUCGCGCCUCCCUCCGCCAGUGAGUGCUCGAGCUGUGCGUGUUGGUUGCUUCUCGUCGUCCGUGGUUGUCUCUGCUCAAUUCUGCCUCCCAGUCUCACUCGAGUCUCGUCUCAGUCACUGGCAUCUCGUGGUUCGUCUGUCUCGUCGCCGGCGGCAGAAGCAACUCGUGGGAUUGUCUUUGCUUCGUCGCCUUCCGUGGGGUGGUCGCCGACUCGCCGUCGACCGUUGGCGAGUCCCUGCACCAUCGCUUCCCUGUUCUCUGUUUUCAGAUUUCCCUUCUCCCUGUAUUUUUGCAUGUUGCUGAAUUGCUAAUCAAAUUUGCCUUGUUGCUAAUCUAAAUGUUGCUGUAAAUCGGGACUUUACUUGGAUUUGUUAAAUUUGUUGCUGUAACUUGAAUUUGUUGCUGAAUUUGUUGCUUGCCAGUCACAGAAUCAGAAUAGAAUACUCAGUCAGUGCUUGGUUGAUUGGUUUUGCUCACUGAUUGUAUUUGAUGAUAAAUUUUAAAUUGAUAACUUUUAAAUUUUAAAUUUGCACUGCGUGUUACUGAUUCACUGUUCCUUCAGUCCUUUUUGUUGUUGUUAAUCAUUGUGAUGAGCUUUAUUAAACUUGGGUUGAAAACUGUUGAAUCUUUUUUCAUUUUUCAUUGUUCUUAACUUCUGUUCUUAUUAAAAAAUUUGCAAUUGGUGAUCUUUUGAUUUAUUAUAUGCUUCAUGUUUUUAAUUUCACUCUGCUUCUAGGCUUUGAAAUCAGUUUAUGAUAACUGUGAUGCAAUUAUUUAGUUGGAUAACUGAUGUAAUUAUUGAGUUCAAGAGAUUGAGUUUUUGAUUUGCAAGGUGAUUUUUGGUUAUUUUUUAUUUAAUUUGGUAAUGGUGUUUAUGAUUGGGGUUAUCUGGUUUUCAUUCUUUUUGAAUUUGGUAAUAGUGUGAUUACUUGUUGCUGUUUGUAAUAUUUGUUGCUGAAUGAUGAUUGUUCUUUCUUGCCUGUUUAGUAAUGUUUAUUGAAAUUUUGUACUUUUUCAAUGCAUAUUUUUAUGUGUUAUUAGUCAAAGUCAUGUCAAGGCCAUGCAAAUUUAUUCAAUUCCUCCUACUUCAAACUGCUUAUGCUGCUUCUCACUAUUUCUGGUGUGUAACUUGUAUACUUCUGCAUGAUUCUCUUUUGAUUCCACACAAAGUUGAUGAAAAAAACUGAUUUUGUUAUCUGGGGUAAUCUUAUUCUGUUUCUGUCUAUGUUUUCUUGCUAAUGGAACAUUCCAGUCUAGUUGUUUAGUGAUCAGAAUGUUAUUCCUUCUUAGCUUCAUGGAAUGAAAGAGAAACUACAUUGCAUCCUCAGAGGAAUCAAAAACCAUAAAUUAAUUUAUAUAUUAUUCAUUUUAGUUUUAUGAUUCUAUCAAUUUGGUUGUGUACUUAUUCUUCUUAUUCAGCAUAGGAAUUUAAGCAUUUUAUUUUUCUGAUAUUUCAAAACUGUGUUUUUCUCAAGAGACAUUUAUAGUUUUAUACAGACAAGUGGUUCUGAUUUUGGAAUCAACUAUGGACAAAUAGCCAACAAUCUUCCCUCUCCAUCACGCGUUGCUGUUCUAAAACGGUUUUUCCGGUUGAACCACCGGUUGGACUGGUUGGACUAGUAAACCAGUGAACCAGUAAUUAAAAUGGUUUGAUGACCGGUCCGGUUUUCAGAACCUUGGUGAACUUUGAUUCAAGUCAUUCAACUGUGAACUGAUAUGGUGAUAUAGUGAUUGAAUAAUUGUUUUUUUGUGAACUGUGAAGUAUGAAUUGAUAUAGUGAUAUAGUGAUUGAAUAAUUGAUUGAAUAAUUGUUUGCCUGUUUCAACUGAACUAUGUUACUGAUUCAGAACUGUGAACUUUGUAUUGUUAUUGGAUUGGAUUGUAUUGUUAUUGGAUUGCUGGUAAUGUUUAGGUAUGUAUUGUUAUUGUAUUGUUAUUGGAUUGCUGGUAAUGUGUAGGUAUGAAUGAAUAAUUAUUGUUAGUUAAUUAUUGCUGUUUAUUUUGUUAUCCUUCACAUGGCUUGGCCUUAGCUAAUUUUUCAUUUUUUUUGGUGUGUGCUAUAUAUUACUUAUUUUGCUACAGUAUUCCUUCUGUUUUGGUGUUCCCGCCCUUCCCUGCUUGAGAUGGCUCCUUGAACUCCUGUUCCUUACCUUAUUACAUACCUUUAUAUUUUAGUAGAUGUUGGCUUUUUGGUAUUAUUUUAGUAGAUGUUGGCCUUUGGUGUUUUUAUACUUUUCUAUAUUUAUUUAAUAAUGACUGGGUUACCUAGUAACUAUGUUAACAACAACAGGGGAACACGUUUAGAGUUCAAGUCUCUAUAAAACUUGAGGGAAUGGAAGCAGAAGAGCUUUGCAUUGCUGAACUUUUUGGCCUCAAAGGAAAGAAGAACACUAAGAAGAACAUGAAAACAAAACCAAAGAAGGAUGGAAAUGUUCCAGAAGAUUCUGCACCGGCAAACAAUGGUGCUGAUGCUGGUGCUACUGCUACAACUGUAGGCAUUGACAAUGGCAGUGGUAAUGAUGUUGGCGCUAGUAAUAAUGCUACUACUAGUAGCGGGAUUAGGGUUUCUUCGUUUGACUAUUCUGCUGAGAAUUUCUUCAGAUACAUUGAUGACAUUGCAGCACUAUGCGGGGAAGAUCAGAAUACUGAUUUUCAUCACAGUGAGGUUCAGAGAUUCUCUUCCUCCCUCACAUUUUUAAGAGAAUGGAGAGAUUUUAGGUAUCCACCAAAAAGCAUUAGAUUUGGUUACAUAACUGAGAGAUGUCAGAGCUCUGAGGAAAAAGAUGCUGGAGCCAUAACUUUGCCUCAGUUCUCAUCAGCCACUGUUCCCCAGUGUGAUGUGCAAAGCAAAGAGCAUCCCGUGGAUACCAAAUUGCAGGAAUCCAGAUGCAGAGACUUUGUGAUGUGUGUUGGAGGCCCUGUAUGGGCAUUAGAUUGGUGUCCUUGGAUAGAUGAAAGGCCUGAUUGUUCAGCUAAAUGUGAGUUUGUUGCUGUUGCUACUCAUCCACCUGGUUCUUCUUACCACAAGAUGGGUUCCCCACUGACUGGUAGAGGUGUUAUACAAAUAUGGUGUCUUUUAAAUAUCCGUGAGCAGGAUGAAGAAAAAUGUUAUUUAACAAAUAAAGGGAAAAAAAGACCUAAAAAAGACAAGUCAACAAAGGUGACGAGGCCUAGAGGAAGACCUAGAAAGAAUCCCAAAGGAAAAGUAAUUGAUAACACAAAUAGUGAAACCCCCCAGUACAUACCAGCCCUAGAUGUUCAGUUUCCAGAAAGUUCUUCUGAGCUUCCUGCUUCGGAUGGGGUUUGUUGGAACAAUGAAGAAAUAUUACCUAUCAUUGACAUGAGUAGAAGAGGACAUAAAAUAAUUGAGGCCUCAAGUGAAAAAUCAGCACAAAUAAAGAGGCCUAGAGGAAGGCCUAAAAAGAGUUCAAAAGAAGCUACUGUAUGUUCUUCAAAUUAUGAGAAUCAAGCUGUGCAAGCUCUUGCAGUUCAGGUUCCAGAAGAUUCAGCUGAAAUAAAAUUUUCAGGCGCAGCUGAUGGAAAUUGCAAUGAAUCAGCCUUGCAACAAUGUUCAGUUGCAAAGCAGAAACAAAGCAAGAAAGCUGCUUCUGCAUGCAAUACUAUCUUGGAAACUCAUGUUAAAAGUAGUAGGUUGAAAGCUAACCAUAGGGAUGUGGGAUGCAACGAAGAUGCGGCACUAUUGACACAGGUUGAGAAUGACUCAAGUCAACCUCAUGGCAGCUCUGCAAUGGGUAAUGUAGUCGCCCCUAAUUCUAUUUCAGGGAAUGUGACUAUGCCAAAACUUGUGUCUUGCCUAGCUCAUAAUGGAAAGGUGGCAUGGGAUGUGAAAUGGCAACCGCGCAACAUGUAUGACCCAGUAAGCAAACACCGAAUGGGCUAUCUUGCUGUCUUGUUGGGCAACGGAUCUCUAGAAGUGUGGGAGGUUCCUCUUCCUCGUGUGUUGAGGGAGAUUUAUAAGCAUAGGGAGGGCACUGAUCCUCGUUUUAUAAAAUUGGCACCUGUAUUUAAAUGCUCAAUGUUGAAGCGUGGUGGAAAACAAAGCAUUCCGUUGACAGUGGAGUGGUCUGUCAUGCCCCCUCAUGACUAUUUACUUGUGGGCUGCCAUGAUGGAAUGGUUGCUUUGUGGAAAUUCUCUAUAAAGACUUCAUCUAAAUGUGAUGAUACAAAGCCUGUGCUUUGUUUCAGGGGAGAUGCAGCUCCUAUUAGAGCCGUCGCCUGGACACCGUUUGAAGGUAAUCCAUUUCGUCCUUUGAGGAGUAUGCAACCUGUGCCAAGAAACAUAUAUAGUCUGGAUUGGUUGCCAAAGCCAAGUUGCAUCAUUAUGUCCUUUGAAGAUGGGACAAUGAAAACCAUUAGCUUGGUGAAGGUUGCAAAUGAAUUCCCUGUAAAUGGAAAAACAUACAAUGGGAAAAGACAACCCUGGUUGCACACUUAUUCACUCUCAUCUUCUGCCAUAUGGAAUGUUCAAGUGUCACGUAACACAGGCAUGGUUGCAUACUGUGGUGCAGAUGGUACUGUCUUCCGUUUUCAGCUUACGACUAAAGCAGUAGAAAUAGGUGAUUCACACCAUAGUGUUCCAUUCUUCCUCUGUGGGUCAGUAACUGAGGAGGACUCAACUCUUGUGAUCAAUAGUUCAGUUUCAACUGGUCCCUUUCCAUUAAAGAGGUCCAUUGAAAGGGUUCGGCAUGCUCAAUCUUUUCGAGACUUGCUGAGAAAAAGUGCAACCGCGCUCUGUGGUGAUGACGAUUUGGGUAUGGCAUCGGAAUCUGAGGAAGCAUUGUCUUCGGUGAAGCAGCCUAAAAGACAAAAACUGACUGGUAGUGACAAGAAAAAACCAGCAAAAAGUAAUUCUCUUGUUAGCAAAGAUGAUGCGUCGGCAAGUAAUCUCGGGGAUGAUACUGAGAAGGCAGAUUUUGGUAAUAUACCAGAAGUAUUUCCUUCCAAAAUGGUAGCUUUGCAUAGGGUGAGAUGGAACAUGAACAAGGGUAGUGAGAGAUGGUUGUGCUUUGGUGGAGCCGGUGGAAUUGUACGUUGUCAGGAGUUUGUUUACACUGAUAUUGAUCGGAGAUGGGCCCUGAAGAGGUGACAGCAUGCUUCACUUAAAAUUUGAUUACUUAAAUGUGAAUAGUUGUAAAUUUAGAAUACAUUACCAGUAGAGAAAAUUAGGGAAUAAAAUAUAGUAGGGUAGCCAUGCGGGAUAAAGAAUUUGCCCUGCUUAGUAGAUUAUGAUUUAUGACCAGAUUGAACUAAGUAUCCAAUCUAAUCGAGAAACCACUUGAAAUUGGAUCGGUAAAAAUAUCUGAUCCAUUUCAAACCGCAUCGCAAAUAAAAUUAGUGUUAAUGAGUUUUUGAUCCAAA
Arachis duranensis is the source of this 5585-nucleotide messenger RNA. RefSeq lists its product as uncharacterized. The record is from RefSeq and is a predicted model, not a curated record. NCBI's taxonomy places the organism in Eukaryota, Viridiplantae, Streptophyta, Magnoliopsida, Fabales, Fabaceae. The coding region runs from base 2539 to 5313 and encodes 924 amino acids. The transcript is spliced from 14 exons. Gene Ontology annotation, biological process: transcription by RNA polymerase III. Gene Ontology annotation, cellular component: transcription factor TFIIIC complex. Gene Ontology annotation, molecular function: protein binding; DNA binding.